CUUCCAAUUGCUUUUGCAAGGAAUAACAUAAUAUUUGUAGCACUUCUUUUUCCCUUUCAGCAACUGGGUUUGGAGAACACAAUUCAUCACAUAGGUUGAAUCUGAAAACAAAAAGAAAAGAAAGAUGAAGGACGCAGAUGUUUCAAGGCAGAUCCAGCAGAUGAUCAGGUUCAUCCGCCAAGAGGCUGAAGAGAAAGCUAAUGAAAUAUCUGUUGCUGCUGAAGAAGAAUUCAAUAUUGAAAAGCUGCAAAUACUUGAAGCUGAAAAGAAAAAAAUCAAGCAAGAUUAUGAACGAAAAGCCAAACAAAUUGACGUUCGCAGAAAAAUUGAAUACUCAACACAACUGAAUGCAUCCCGAAUAAAAGUUCUUCAAGCACAAGAUGAUGCAGUGAAUUCCAUGAAGGACGCUGCUAGAACGGCUCUUUCAGAUAUCUCAAACGACAAGAAAGUAUACAGAAAACUCGUCAAAGACAUGAUGAUUCAGGGUUUACUACGCUUGAGGGAACCAUCUGUGCUAAUAAGAUGCAGAGAGAGUGAUCGUAAGUUAGUUGAGUCCUUGGUAGAGGAAGCCAAAAAAGAAUAUUCAGAGAAAGCAAGUGUGCAAGCUCCUAAGAUUACCCUUGAUGAUCGUGUUUAUCUCCCACCACCACCUAAGAAUAAUGCUGCCACGGAUUCUCUUGAACCCUUUUGCUCUGGAGGAAUAGUUUUGGCCUCAGAGGAUGGAAAGAUUGUGCUGGAAAACACCCUCGAUGCACGGUUGGAUGUUAUUUUUCGACAGAAACUGCCCGAGGCAUAUAAGGAAGAUGCUGUUAGCUGGAGUUUGAACACAACAUGCUGCAGUUUGAAAUUGAAGAUCAAGUGA
Vigna unguiculata (cowpea) is the source of this 862-nucleotide messenger RNA. Its product is annotated as V-type proton ATPase subunit E2-like. Gene Ontology annotation, biological process: proton transmembrane transport. NCBI's taxonomy places the organism in Eukaryota, Viridiplantae, Streptophyta, Magnoliopsida, Fabales, Fabaceae. Gene Ontology annotation, cellular component: proton-transporting two-sector ATPase complex, catalytic domain. Gene Ontology annotation, molecular function: proton-transporting ATPase activity, rotational mechanism. The record is from RefSeq and is a predicted model, not a curated record.